Sus scrofa (pig) is the source of this 8479-nucleotide messenger RNA. RefSeq names its product oligosaccharyltransferase complex subunit 4, non-catalytic (gene OST4). The record is from RefSeq and is a predicted model, not a curated record. NCBI's taxonomy places the organism in Eukaryota, Metazoa, Chordata, Mammalia, Artiodactyla, Suidae. Gene Ontology annotation, cellular component: oligosaccharyltransferase complex.
AGCAGGCGAGACGCGGGAGCUAGAGAGCCCGUACCAGCUGCGCCGCACGGCCGGAAGUGCCUGAUUUGGGACGGAGCUGGAGCGACCAACUUCCGGUCCAGGUCUCCUACCUCGAGCUGGUUCGCAGACCUUGUCGCAGCCGAGCCCAGCUGAUCAGUAUGAUCACGGACGUGCAACUCGCCAUCUUCGCCAACAUGUUGGGCGUGUCGCUCUUCCUGCUUGUCGUUCUCUAUCACUACGUGGCCGUCAACAACCCCAAGAAGCAGGAAUGAAAGUGGCGCUUUCUCCGCCCCAGGGUUCCAGGACAUAGUCUGAGGCAAGAUGGAGGGUGAGGGGCCUUCACACUUCACUUCAUCCCUUCUAACCAUCACAGCAUACAAAGCAACUACACCUGGAUUUUUCCAAACAACUUUUAUUUCCUCAAAGUCUUCCUUAACCCUAUGGAACAAGAAGCUGCCACUGAGUAGGGCCCAGUAUAGGGGCUGCUUUCUUUUCUACUCCCUCCCCCCAAUAUAAAAAUAUAGAUUUUUGUGUGUGUGUGUGGUCCCAAAAUCUUGUGCUGUGGAGGGAGGGAAGGGGUGGCAGGUCCCUGCUUUGUCUUGUUUCAAGGUGAUGCAGUGCCUCAGAACAGUGAGGCUGGCAUUCCGAGGAGUUAUAAUUGUCACAUGGAAUCAGCAGCUGAGAAAGGGGACUCGCAUAUGUCUAUGUUCCCUAUCUUGGGGGCUCUAUCCUGGGCGUGAACGUCAAGACGUCAGACCCGGGGAGAAACAGUGAGUGGGGGAGAUUUAGGAACAAAACAAACCUCAGUCUGGCCCAAGGGCCCCCCACUGUAACAAAUCCGGGACUGGGAGUCAGACAGACUACAGGAAAUAGGAGAAAAGGCAGGGGCAGAGCGGGGCCGUGGAGGCCCAGCCUGAGGCAGCCUGCAACAGAAAAAAGAGAGGAGUCAGGGUUGUGAAAACUCUGCUCUGCUCUGGUCUGUUAGCCAGGGGCUGGGGGACGAGAGAGGCCAGAUGCGGGCGGAUAGGCAGGUUGAGUACUGCACAGUGGUCUGAUACUGGAACCGACCAGCUCCUGGGCCUUAGGCCCUAACUAGAAAUUGUUCUUUUGUCUGUUGGAGUGAAGACUGUGGGCAUGAUGAGGAAAAAGUCAGGGACUAGAUUCUUAAUGAAAGUACAUUCAGUCUUUUGGGAGAGGGAAGGAAGAAAAUGACGGUGAAUGGCAGAAAUGGGAAUGAGGGGGGAGAAGUGAGAGGUGGGGUGAGGGACGGGACCCUGGGGCUCACCGUGGUGUCGAGUGGGGUCCCGGCUCCGGCUCACUGCUCUCCCUGGUCCGGGGGAUAGGGGAUGUGGGGCCCGAAGAGCCUCUCAUCCCUCUGCGAGUCGGCGGUGAGCCCCGGCCCAACCUGGGCCUAGCCUGUGUGGACAGGGGGUGGGCUAAGAGGCUGGAGUCUUCCAUGGACUUUUUUGCUUCUAGGACUCCUUUCAGAGUUUCCACAUGUAUGAGUGUAGUAUAGGGGUCGACACAGGUACUAGGACCUUGAAUUCCUGGGCACUGGCCCUAAGGGAGAGGGCAGGGGGGAUCAUACCUAGGAGACACUUGGGCUCAGUCUAUGACUAUAGUUAACUAGGGGAGGCAAAAGGUUCCAGCAUUCAACCUCCAUGGCUGUACCAUGGCCGAGGUCUGGCUGAGUAGAGAAGCAUGGUGUGGAAAGAUGGAGGAGUAGUAGGUCUCCCUCAGCCUUCUGUGCCUCAGCCCCUGCCAGAGCAGUGUAAGCUUCACCCAUCCAGUUGGCUUCUGCCUGUUCCCAACUUUAGUCAGCCUAGCGUGGGGUCUGGACUGUUCCUAGGAGCAGCAACCAGAUGUGUUACCUGGGGAAUCCGGGACCCCUCCUGGCGGGAACUCUCCUCGGGCAGGUCUGGGCAGAAAGAGAGGAGAAGCUAAGGGCAGGGGCAGGCAAAGCCAAAGCAAGGAAGCUGAGGUCAGGGUGUAUCUGGCAGGGAUACUGGGGUUGGAAGCAAGCAAGAGACCUGGCUGAAGGGGAUGGGGGCACUGGACAGACAGGCAGUCACGCAACAGAGCGGCUCCCUGCCGUGGAUGUGGGCAGAGCGUGUAAAGCAGUGCUGGGCAUCUUCCCUCCCGCUACCCAGUGAACAGCUCUGCCAGAGUUGUUAUGUUGGGGACUGAAGAAGACCCAAAAAUGUUACCUGCAGUCGGGUCCUGAUACAGGGGAUCCGAGGUCCAGGCCCUAGCAGACCUUUCCCAAUCACCAUGACAGCCUCUGGCUUGUCCCCUGAGGACAGGAAUGGACAGCUGCUCCCUAGGGAACAAAGGAAACUGAUAAUCAGGAUGGGACCAUGGAGAAGAGGUAACUUCCUUUAGACCAAGGUUUCUCAGUAUUUGUAAUAUUGACAUUUCGGGCUGGAUAACUCUGUUGCGGGGGUUGGAGGGCUGCCUCCUGUAUUUCAGGAUGUUUAGCAGCAUCCCUGGCCUCUACCCAGCAGGUGGCAUUUCUUCCUGCCCCCUCCCCAUUAUAACAACUGAAAAAUCUCCAGAUGCUGCCGAAUGUCGCUGGUCAGCAAAAGCACCCCUGGUUGAGAAGCAUGGCACACGCUAUAGUCUGGUCCAAGGGGUGGAGCAGCAUCUCAGAGCUUGAAUCAGAACCCGCUGAAGCUGAACUCCUCUGAAUUUAUAGACUUUAGAGUUAACCCAAUCACUUGCAUAAGCAUUUAAGGAUCAAGUUAGCUGUAGUCAAGACUGGUGGAUUCAGGACUACCCAUCAGAGUUAACAGCUUGGGAGUAGUGGGCUCGGAGAGAGGUGGAUGUUAGACUGGAGUCUUAGACAUCACUCCCGUGCAGUCCUCUCCACAGCUGGGGCUGUAACCUAAAAAGAGCACAUGCAUGUCCCAGGCUCUAGGGGGAUGAUACAGCCACAGAACCUGUGCAGUGGUGACAGGUGGAAGGCCUAUGCUUUUUUUUCCCUCUUCAGUUUUUUUCUAACGUUGCCCGGCUGCUGAAGUCAGGGAGCCUGAAUAAGCAGCAGGUAGGAAAAGUACUCGGGGUCCUCAACAGUACAAAUAAGGAUUCAAUGAAAUGUGCUUAGAGCAGUGCCUGCCACAUAGUAAAUGCUCCGUAAGUGUUAACUUAUUUUAUUAUACAAAAUGUUCAUUAAAUUCCAGCUUCCUGUACAAGGGCAUCGAUGCUUGGCAUUUAUAGGGUAAUCCAGGAGGGCUGGAGUAGCCUGCAUCACCUCAAGAAGGAGGUCCGGGUCACAUGGCAGCAGAGCUGGAGGGACGUCUUCAGGCCCAGUCAGGAGCCUGCUCUACACCCUGGGUGGUAGGGAAGGAAGGAGGCCGGCCAACCCAGAUUUCAGCGGCAGUGGGUACAGACCUGAUAUGCUGAGUGCGCUGGGCAGCAGGCAGGAGCCCACGCUCUGUGAAGAGGCUAGGUGAGAAGGAGCAGGAGCCAGGGAUGGGGCCAGGGUGCUCGAAGCAGGGCGAUGGGUCAGUGGCUGCUGCCGCCGUCUCCUGUCCUGGCUUCGGGGCUCUGAGUGGAAGGGACACAGGCAGAUGAAAGGGCGGAUAAGUGAGGCAUUGUCACCACAAUCCCACUGGCUCUCCCUCGUCAGAAGACGCCUGUGGCCCAGCCUGUCAUCACACCAGCAUCCCUCUUCUGAAGUAAAUCUGAGAUGGGCAGAAAGAUCUAAUAAUGUAUUCCAGCUCUCCAGUUUUCAUCCAGCCCUCAUCCUACUCUGGCCUCUGUAGCUGACCGAUCUACCACCCACCCACUAGUUUGUUCUUCUGGCAAAGAAGUUGCUGAGCUUUGCUCUCCUAGGUUCUCCUCUUACCUCUGUCUGCUCCCCUAAAUGUCCAUGUACCCCCACCAUUUUAUCCUUGGUCCUCUCCUGCUCUACAUACUCCCAAACUCCCAAGUCUCCCUCUCAGCUUCUUUUCCUGAGCUGGAGUUCUUUUUUUUUUCCUAUCUUUUUAGGGCCACACCUGCGGCAUACAGAAGUUCCCAGGCUAGGGGUCCAAUUGGAGCUGUAGCCACUGGCCUACGCCACAGCCACAGCAACUCGGGAUCUGAGCCGCACCUUUGACCCACACCACAGCUCUCGGCAAUGCUGGAUCCUUAACCCACUGCGCGAGGCCAGGGAUUGACCCCGCAUCCUCAUGGAUCUUAGUCAGGUUCAUUACUGCUGAGCCACAGCAGGACUCCUGAACCGCAUUCUAACUGCUGCUCGUUUCUACCUGACCAUCUCUAGUGACCUGAAUAAAACUUGUUUUCUUCCCCCUUCCCUUUGUCUCCACCAUCUGGGUGAAAAAUCUGCAGGAAACCUUGGUGAAUUUUUCAGCUCCUCCCUCACACUUAUUUAACCAAAUCUGGACAAUUCUUCCUUUGCCUUCCAUUGAAUUCUUCCUUUAUUCUUUGUUUUGGCUGUGCCCUUGGCAUGCAGAAAUUCCUGGGCUAGGGAUCAUCCCCACCCCACAGCAGUAACCAGAGCCACAGCAGUGCCAACACCAGAUCCUUAACCUACUGAGCCACCAGGGAUCGCCACAGGUCAUUAACCCUCCUCCAGGCUUUUGAAAGAAAUCCCCAUGGGUCUCCCUAGCUUGAGCCUCUGUCCUUCACACAGGUGCCAGAGAUUCGAAUUCUAGACUGUGGGCCUGAUCAAAAACAUUUUGGCUCAGGCAAGGGGGAGAUACUGAAAGUCUUUUAAAUUUUUCGGCUGCCCAGUGGCAUAUGGAGUUCCCAGGCCAGGGAUCAGAUCCGAACCACAGUGGUGACCUAUGCUGCAGCUGUGGCAAUGCUGGAUCCUUUAACCCACGGUGCUGGGCCGGGGAUUGAACCUACAUCCUGGUGCUGCAAAGACGCCACUGUCCUGACCCCACUGUGUCACAGUGGGAACAGUGAAGGUCUCCUAAAGGAUACAGUCUAAGCCUUUUGCCAUGACAUUCAAAGCCCCACCCGCUGGGUCCACAUCCUUGAGAGGAUGCUGACCUGGUCCUUCACACCCUUUACAGCAGCCGCUAUGGCUACUAGCUGUGUGGGUCCUCUGCAUGUCCAUUUCCUCUUCUGGUGGAACUCUGGACAUCUUACACCUCCCAUCUCAAAUGUCACCUGUGAAGCCUCCCUGACCACUAACAGUAGGACUGUUCUCCUUUCUUCCUUUGUCCUUUGUUCACUCGACGAGUCAUUGUUUAUGGUUUCUCUCUCCUUAAUUAAACGUUCAGACAUGCAAAGCCCAUGGUAAGUGCUCCACACGUGUUAGCUUUUACUCUGAUUGGAACUUGAGUCUCUCGAAGGUAGGGACUUAGUCUUCUCCUAUACUGUAUAUCCCAGUGCUGGUGAAGUACUGCCUGGAAAAGCAGAGCCCUUAAUAGACGUUUUGUUUACCCGGAGAGCAGACGCCCACUGUAGACCACAAGCUGGCUCAACAGUCCCCAUGUCUGAGGCAUAUGGUUUUACUCUGUGGGGCAGCUCUCUUGGUCCAUUCUUUGGCUAGAGCUUCACUGCUUCAGGUUCUGAAAGGUGGGGUCUUAGUGGGGUAAAUGGUGCCUAGAUGGGGUAGAGGCUCUCAGGCUUGGCAGGUCCUUCCUCAUCAUGGGGGGAGAGCAGGUGCCAAAUGCUCUCACACUGAAUGAGUUAUUAACCUAGCUGAAUUCGAUGGCAGUUCCAGCAUGCCAGUUGACGCCUACCAAAGGAACAUGUGUCACAUGUGAAAAGCCUCCAACCUAGGAAGUGGUGACAGUAACUUAGGACACAACUUAGGAAUUGGUGUCUAGCUACAUUAGCAGUGACAGGCUAUUUCUGGAAGGUCCCAAACCAAAUUUUAAAAAAUUGAUACCUGUAGGAAUAAGGACUAGAAGAGAGGGAAAGACCUCAGGAAGGAAGCCACUCUAACUUUGAGGAGCUGGCCAGAUGCUGGGUACCAGUUAGAGUCUAAGACCAUAGCCGAGAGUCAGAAACAACCAGACCUUAGGGAGCUAGUAAGAGUUGGCACAGUGAUGCCAACAAGACUCAUGGCCACAGAUAAAUAACUUGAAAACCUACCACAAUGACUAAGAUACCGUAGAGCCCAGAGACCUGAGUAAUUCUUUUGUUACAGGGAUGUCAAGAUGAUGACAAGUGACAGUGCACAACAGGCAGAAGUGAUGAGCUUUAUGAUAGAGAGGGAAAGAGCAGGAGAGAGAUGAUGGGAGAAAUCUAUACACAGCAGCAUAAUGCAAUCAGGGUAGGGAUGAAGCCUCUCCCUACGUACCCCAAGAAAGGAUGAGAGAGACAGCAAGCAAGAACGUGAGGGAAGCCCUCUGGGACAUUUGUAGGUUCUAGUAAGGAACUGAGUGACACCUAAGAAGUUACAAAGCAAAGCAGGCAAAAGAUGUAAACGAUGCCGAUGACAUGUAGGGAUCAUGCAAAGAUACUAAGGAUACACCUCAGGAAUCCUGCCCCUAAAGGGAGCUUCAGGCUGGGAAACAAGUUCUGCUUGAGGAGACAGGCCUGAGCUGGAAAGUGAAAGGCAUUUAUUUAAAAGUUAGCAUUUCGGAGUUCCCCUUGUGGCUCAGCAAAAACGAAUCUGACUAGUAUCCACGAGGAUGCAGGUUCGAUCCCUGGCCUCGCUGAGCAUCCAGUGUUGCCGUGAGCUAUGGUGUAGGCUGCAGACUCGGCUUGGAUCUGGCAUUGCUGUGGCUGUGGUGUAGGCCAGUAGCUACAGCUCUGAUUCAACCCUUGGCCUGGGAACCUCCAUAUGCCGUGGGUGCGGCCCUAAAAAGACCAAAAAAAAAAAAAAGGUUAGCAUUUCAUCUCAUCGCUUAAAAGGCUGUCUUGGAUCUGGCCGGGCCCGCCUAUAAAUUUGGCGGCAUGAGCACACAGCGCAGUUUCUCUUGUUUCCAUUUUGGGGCCCUAGUAUAAUCCAGGCCUACCCAGUCCCCAUGGAGACAAGAAUUAAAGGGAGGAGUGCCAGUUCUUCUUUUUUGGUUCUAAGCUAUAGAAACAGCAGCCUAAGCAAGACUCAGUGCAAGUGAUAACGUGACCAGCUCGGCAUCUAGAGGUUGUAGGAUGGUAUUGUAUGGUAAUCAGCCCCUAGACUCUAUCUGGGAGUGGCAGGACAGCCCUGGGGCAGAGGUCAGAGAUGCAGAGGCAGGCUGACCUCACCGUUUUGAGUCAGAAUGGAUAGUCUAAGGGCUCACAGUUUUGAGGAGCUGUUACUGAAUCCCUGUGUAGGUCCCGCAUCAUCCCCAGAAACGUCUUUAGAACUGUGCCUAGAGGGAGCACCCCAGAUCUCACUGGACCCCGAGGAUAACUGCACAUCUGAUUUCUGCCCUCUGAGGGGUGGACAGGUGAAACAAGCCUUCAUUCAGCUCCCAAAUUCUUGCCUUUUAUUUGUUCAGCAAAUACUUGCGGACCAUUUAAUACGUGCUGGGUGUGGCGCUAGGUGCUAAACAUGUGUUAGCAGACAUUUCCUUCCAUCAAGUUAGUUUUAAUGUAUUUAAUGUGAACUUUUGUUUGCAGGGAAAAGGUCAAAGUGGUGAUGGUGCUGGAGCCACUCUUCUUAUGUCCUUUGACUCACUUCCCAAAGGACCCUCCAUUCAACCCAAAGCCACCAGUCAGCUGAAACAAGGUGUCACAGGCAGAGAGGAAUUCUAGGCACCUCAGGUUUCAGCGCCAGAGCCGGGCGGGAUGAGAGUGGCCGUGGUGGGCUGAUGGCGGAAGGCUCCCUGCUUUAGGCCCAAGUCCCGUGUCUCCUACACUUUAGGCCUAAGCCCCGCUAGGUAGAGCGGAGCGCCGGGCAGUCUGUCUCAGCUAUUGAGUGAGAUGCUGCUUGAAUCCCACACCAGGACAAGGAUGAAACGAGGGAGGCACCCAGGGUGCACAGCGUAAGGAGGCCCUUGCCUGACCUGAGCUCCAGUGCCGCCUUAAAUUGUGUGUGCGGGCACCUCACGGGCCUCGCUCUGGUCUGUGCCCUAUUUUCACCGAUACACAGCCAACAGGAGGAGAAGCUCGUUUACUAUCCAUCCUUUCCCCAACAGGUCCUCCUCUGAGCUCUGUGCACCUGCUUCUGCACCGGGGACCACAGGCUUGAGCUAGUACAUUAACUAUCCCCCAGGGAGCUCCUUCCUCCUCCUCUGCAGCAGCUGCUGAUGGUGCCGUCUGUGCUUCGGAGCCCAGCGACAGGAACUUGACCAGGGACUGGGAAGGCGGUUCUCAGGGCCUAUCUUGCAGCAGGGGAAGAACAAGGUAAAGAAGAUCCUGGCACUACAGUCAGCGGGACCCUGGGAGGCAAGGCUUGCUCAGGCCCUUCCAGCCUCCUGCCCCAGCAACAUACCUGUUUACCCCCAGCCUCUGAGGACAGAUUCUGCCAGACUAGUUCCUUGAACCUCUGCCUGAAGCUUCUGGCUGGGCUACCAUAUCUUUUCUGCAAUCUUCUGGAUAGCCUAAUCUCAUGUUUUGUUUUACCCAAUAAAGGAUAGUCAUUCAU